Ilex paraguariensis (yerba mate) is the source of this 414-nucleotide messenger RNA. The record is from the annotation of a GenBank genome assembly. Lineage: Eukaryota; Viridiplantae; Streptophyta; Magnoliopsida; Aquifoliales; Aquifoliaceae.
AUGCCCUUACACCUUUACCUAAAGGAUUUUGGUUGGUAUAUUGUCGUUGGGAAUCUUGGGAUUAUGUCUGUACACCAAAUAGCCAGUAGCAUGAAAGCUUGGCAUGCCUUUCGGGAUUUAUGUUUGAGCAGAAGAGACCAGCAUUUGCUCUCAGAAGGUUACAUUCCUUCCAACAACCUGUGUUGCUUCUUCCUGCUUCGAAGUUCACUAUGGCUUCAGUUCAAACCCCAUCAGAUUGCUGCAGGAGCUGCAUAUCUUGCUGCUAAGUUUAUGAGUAUGGAUCUUACUUCAUGGAAGAAUCUCUUGCAGGAAUUCCAAACACCAUCAUCUAUAAUUAAAGGUAUCUUCGACACCAUGUUAAAUGUUGCAUUUAUUUUUGAAACAUCUACCUUGAACAUAUUAUCUAGACGUUAG